Molecule: messenger RNA, 1566 nt
Organism: Esox lucius (northern pike)
Lineage: Eukaryota; Metazoa; Chordata; Actinopteri; Esociformes; Esocidae
Gene: anp32b
Product: acidic (leucine-rich) nuclear phosphoprotein 32 family, member B
Exons: 7
Coding region: 218-1006 (262 amino acids)
Biological process (GO): regulation of apoptotic process
Cellular component (GO): nucleus
Molecular function (GO): histone binding
Source: RefSeq, a predicted model, not a curated record
GUAGUGGGGAUUUCGGACCAGAGAUGGCGCUAUUGAGAAUAUAUUUUGUUUCAGUCCCGUUUCCCUCCAUGGUUUCUCUCUCCGAGUAACUUGGCGUUUGGCUCAGUUCAUUAUACAGUCCCAUAUUCUCCCUCCAUUAGGGCAUCUCUCUGCCUUUGGACUGAAUAGAAAUUCCACCGACACCCAAGAGAGAAAAGUUGAACUUUCGUAGGGCGAGAUGGAUAUGAAAAAGAGGAUCCACUUGGAGCUAAGAAACAGGACACCAUCUGAUGUAAGAGAACUUGUCCUGGACAACUGCAGAUCAAAUGAAGGAAAAAUAGAAGGUCUCACAGCAGAAUUCAUCAAUCUGGAAUUUCUCAGUUUGAUUAAUGUUUGCUUAAUCUCAGUCUCGAACCUUCCCAAACUUGGGAAACUCAAAAAGUUGGAACUCAGUGACAACAGAAUCUCUGGUGGCCUUGACGUGCUAGCUGAGAAACUCCCCAACCUCACACAUCUAAAUCUAAGUGGCAACAAACUGAAAGACAUCAGCACGUUGGAACCUUUGAAAAAGCUGGAAAACCUUAAGUCCCUGGACUUGUUCAACUGCGAGGUGACCAACCUGAACGACUACAGGGAGAGUGUGUUCAAGCUGCUCCCUCAGCUCACCUACCUGGACGGCUAUGACCUGGAGGACCGGGAGGCGUCCGACUCGGACGGAGAGGUGGAUGGAGUGGACGAUGACGACGAUGAGGAAGGAGAGGAGGAAGAGGACGAGGACGGAGAGGAGGAAGACUUUGACGAGGAGGAUGACGACGAUGAGGAAGAGGAGGGAGUUGAAGGGGAGGAGGAAGACGAGGUCAGCGGAGACGAAGAGGAGGAAGACCUGGGUAUCGAUGGCGAAGUUGACGAUGAGGACGAUGACGAGGACGACGAUGAAGAUGAAGUCGAGGCUGUCAAAGGUGAGAAGAGAAAGCGAGAGCCGGACGACGAAGACGACGAGGAGGACGACGACGAGGACGACGAUUAAGAGCGACGUUACGAGAGCCUUUCGAGUUACCAAGCCCUUCCCUCUCAGCCUCCAGCCUGACACCCACCCACACCCCGCCUACUCCAUGUCUCUCCCCCAGCUCUGAGUCCCAUGUGGGGCAAGACUGUACCGGGUGGGUGGUGCGAGUAGAGCUGCCUGCGCUCCAUGGAGCAACUUCCAAGGUUCUCAAGCAGCGCGACACUCGGCAUUCCACGAUUUCACCGUCAACUCCCCCCUUUAUGUAUACCCGCGUGAGGACUUUGGGACUGGUAUCUAGUUUUGGGUCUGUGCUUUUAAUAUUUUGUUGGAUGAAUUUAUAAUUUUUUGUUGUUGGGUAUAUUAUUUCUUUCCCCCUCUUUUUAUCGUUGUUUUAUUUUUUAUUUUCCGUUCCUUGUUUCCCUCCCAAUAAAAUUAUUGCUAUAGCAACUGUGCGACAAGCGAGCUAUGAUUUUCAGUGUGGCCGCCUGCUGCACAAAUCAAGGUUGUAGCUACAUUUUUACUUUCUGUAUGAAGAUGAAAAAAAACAACUUUGUAAAUAAAAUGUUAACAUUUUGCGCUUC